AUGAUCUCGGCUCCGUUGCAAGUACCCCCAUCCGCCAUAGGCACACUCGCGCACGCCUAUACCGGCAGGGCAAGCGAUGAUUCUCGGAUAGACGUGUACUUCUUAUCUUCUUCCGAAUUGUCUAGCACAUCUCUUGUUUCUGUCUGCAGUUCUCUGACAGCGUCAUACGUUCGCGACUAUUUUGGGGACGACCAGGUGGAAGAAUAUCAGCAAUUCCUCACUCCCAUACCAUCGCCAUUUGCCUGCGUGCAAGACUGUAUCGAUGAUCACUUUGACCGCCUGGACAAGUGGCUUCUAGAACAUCCAGCACCUGAAAGAGAUGUAGCCAUUUAUCCGUAUGGUAUCAUCGUGUUCGAGCGUGACGAGCAGAAUGUACUGCUCGUUCACAUUGACUCCAUUAACAAAACAUGGCAGAUAGGCUCAACCCAUCUGGUAGUCGCCGAUGUUUCCUUGGAGGUCACUAGUCUCAUAAUGGGUGACGAGCUCUUUGGAGAUAUUUGCUACAAGCGCGAUGUUCUCGUUCCUCAGAACGACCCAUACAUCGACGAGAACUACAAAGAGCAUCACAAGGACGAGAGCGGCUCGUGGAAGAACAACGCACCACGCUUUGCGGUCUACUCAACAGGAUGGGCUCACGCGUUAGCUGUGACCGGCAUGUUGGACGAUUCAUACCAUGAUGUACCUUUCGGACACAGUGAUGUCGAGCUGUAUGGCCUCGAUAGCCCCCACUUCAUCGGAGCUAAGAACAAGCUCAGAGCCCAAUUCCUAGUCAAUGUGGCGGCCGAUGAAAGAGGAGAAAAGAGGCAUAAAGGAAAGGGCCCUUGUCCUUCAUGCAGACCUUUGCACAAAAGCAUAUUCAUCGAUGUCGACAACGACGAUCCAAGAGUGAACGGUGUGCUGGUCUGUCAGAUGGUGUCGGAUGUGAGUAUCGGCGUGAAGUCAGACGAGCAGCUGGCUGAGAUGGGGAGGAAGGCAAAGAUCGAGACAAGGAGAGUAGGAGUCGCAUUUGCGGUGGCUACAGCAAAGAUCAUCUCGUCGAGUGGGACCGACCGGACGCCACCAAUCUUGCAAGAAAAGAUGUGA
Aureobasidium subglaciale EXF-2481 is the source of this 1083-nucleotide messenger RNA. RefSeq lists its product as uncharacterized. The transcript has a single exon. Lineage: Eukaryota; Fungi; Ascomycota; Dothideomycetes; Dothideales; Saccotheciaceae. The record is from RefSeq and is a predicted model, not a curated record. The coding region runs from base 1 to 1083 and encodes 360 amino acids.